Cercopithifilaria johnstoni is the source of this 222-nucleotide messenger RNA. NCBI's taxonomy places the organism in Eukaryota, Metazoa, Nematoda, Chromadorea, Rhabditida, Onchocercidae. The record is from the annotation of a GenBank genome assembly.
AUGAAGGAAAGAGGUUUGAUGAAGAGGAAAGCUAAUGACGGAAUGGUCCCCUUAAUCGGUGUCAUUGUGGUUGGUAUUUUGGUAUCAAUUUUAUUGGUAAUGUUUGUUGUGUAUCGGAUGCGGAAGAAAGAUGAAGGUAGCUAUGCUUUGGAUGAACCAAAACAGCCGCCGCAUUAUUCAUAUGCCUAUCAAAAAGCACCAACAAAAGAAUUUUAUGCCUAA